Tinamus guttatus (white-throated tinamou) is the source of this 271-nucleotide messenger RNA. The record is from RefSeq and is a predicted model, not a curated record. NCBI's taxonomy places the organism in Eukaryota, Metazoa, Chordata, Aves, Tinamiformes, Tinamidae.
AUGCUGCAGCCCGACCGCAAGACGUGCAAAGACAUCGACGAGUGCCGGCUCAACAACGGCGGCUGCGACCACAUCUGCCGCAACACGGUGGGCAGCUUCGAGUGCAGCUGCAGGAAGGGCUACAAGCUGCUCAUCAACGAGAGGAACUGCCAAGACAUCGACGAGUGCUCCUUCGACCGCACCUGCGACCACCUCUGCAUCAACACGCCCGGCAGCUUCCAGUGCCUCUGCAACAAGGGCUACACGCUCUACGGCCUCACGCACUGCGGAG